Messenger RNA from Cladocopium goreaui, 3492 nucleotides. The record is from the annotation of a GenBank genome assembly. Lineage: Eukaryota; Dinophyceae; Suessiales; Symbiodiniaceae.
AUGGCACGUCAUGCCACUUUGCGAGCGGGACUGGUGGUGGCACUGGGCAUGCGGCGGAUCGGCGUGACGGCGGGCGAGGAAUGCGCCGGUGAUGGCCCGAUGCCAAUGUUUCUCCAAAUGGACUUGCGCACGCACAGCUCUGCUCAACGCCAUGAGGACUAUCCAGUCAAUGGUUUGGAUGGUUUAGCGCAGGCCUUGAGCACUCGAAGUUCAGCCAGACGGAGAGGCAUUCGAGUAGAGGUAACAGGUGACCGUCAGGGGUGCUCGACACUGGCGGAGGAGGACAUCGAGCGACCUAUCCUGGAGGUCCUUGCAGAACAUCCUGAUGAGGCCAAAGACUUGAGCUCCUACAAACAGCUCUUAGGCUCAAACUCCGAGUCUUGCCUGCUGCGAGCUCCUAUGACGAUAGUGAUGCCUACGGUGGAAGUGGCGCCUGGCGUGAGCAAUGUGACUCUUGACGGCUCCAUUCACCCCGUGAAUGCAUUGGAAGCAAUGGAUUGCUUUGCAAAUGGCUUUUGGAAAGCUCCCAGUGACGUCAUGAUCAAGAACUUCAGUACGGUGGCAACAUUCUCGUCCCUAUACUGUCCCUACAUGUCGACAGUCGUGCCCAACUAUCAGAAGAUUACGAUGCGAGACUUUCUGAUGGAACAAGCAGCUGAUAGCCAGACUCUGUGCGACUUGCUUCAUCCCGAGCCUGAGGAAAAUGGCGUGCACGCACCUCCGUCCCUGGAAGCCGGUCUAAAGCUGCGUGGUGCAGUGCGCUGCUUGUUGUCGAGCAAUUCGGUAAAUGACAACGGACGGCCCCGUGAUCUGCGACAUGGCAGGCAUCAUAUGGAUCCAGGAUCCAUAUGGUAUAGCAACACCUGUUGCUGGCGAAAGGGGUGGAAGGCGGGAUUCGAGGUGGUGCCACUGGUCCCAGUUGAUGAGGAAACCGGUUUCCAUGAAGGCACGUGGACCGACAGUGGAAAGUGCUGCAAAAAGGCAGUGCUGGGAGCAUUGGCUGUGGCAGUUCUGGGGCUUUUCGGGCUUUGUGUCGGGCAUGUUGCUUACGCCAAGCCGAUUGCCCUGAAUGAGUUGGCUCAGCCGGGAGCUGCGGGCAUCAAGCAGGACGUUGGAACUUUCGGCGAUGACAUCCUGGAAGACGACUGGCCGGUUCUGAAGAAGGAGAUCAAGAGUGAGCAAUACAACCCCGCGGGCUGCUUCGCCAAGUUGAGCUUUGCCUCUGCCUGGAGCGCCUCGCUCGGGUUGAAGUUGAUGGCCGCAACCAAGGAGUGCAACCCACGAAGUUACCGCGAUGAUCCAACGCCCUUCCGUCGGCUACACGAAGUACACCAAGUGCCAGGCUUGCCGCAGGAGGCGGUGCAUUACCCCACAUCUCCAUGGGCGCAGUAUAAGGAAUCGGUUGGCCCGGUCGUGAAAGAUGGUGAGAAAGACACUGACAUCGAUAUCGACGGCCUGGCGGCUGAAUCGGCCUACAACUUGACCGAGGGCCUGUUACGACUGAAGACUCGCUUUGCCUUCGGCAAUCGUUGGACCAUGGAGGGUUGGCACUACAUGAAGGAGCACCACACUGGUUGCGUGUGGGACACCCGGCGCAAUGAGAGUGCUCCAGGCCUCCGGCUGUGCUUCACAGGAAACGGCCUUCUUGCCAUCGAUGUCUUCGCGCCGCACUCGCUUGGGAAAACCUCUUCUGUGAUUGUUUCUGACGUGGCAGCGCCCUUGUCCACAUGGGUUCACUUGGCCGUGCAACGAAGUGGCAAAGAUUUGGAAUUCUUCAUGGACGGAAAACUUGGUGGCAGGGCAGCUGUUCCGGCAGAGCUAACGGAUGAAGUGCUUCCCCAAAGUCGCAUCACGUUGGGUGGCUCGGUGGAUGGAGACCCACAUCGCAAGCUCAAGGGCAUGGUGAGCAACAUGCGCCUUACAAGUGAUGCUCUCUACAACAAGUCUAAACAGUUUGACAUUGAUCCCAAUCUUGACCAGCUGUUGAAGACACGAUUUCUCCUCAAGAGCCAUUUCAUGGAUGCAGUUUCAGGGCGGAGGAUGAGGAAAAGUGGAAAUGUCACCACCAGGUAUGAUGCGGAGAUUCUCAUGGAUACGUGGAAAGCAGAGGGCCUCAUCGACGACGAUCACAACUUCACGCCUCCAAUGAACAUGACGAGGGUAGAAGUGCUGCGUCGUUUGUUUCCUUUCGAAGAUCCCAUCUUUAAGACGGAAUUCUUGGGAGCUUUCUGCGCCAGGGUGGUUCUGCAGAUUCUCAAGGAGAUCACAACUAUCGAGGACCGGUUGAUGGAUGCAGUUCCACUUUGUGAUGAAACGGCCACCAGCCCGCAGUGCUACAAGGCGGUCAGCUAUGCCUUCCGACAAGCUGUCAGCAUUGGCCGGUAUGGGGCGGAGUUACAGCCUCGAUGCGUGCAAACCGUGAAUGAAGACUUCCGCGGGGACUUCAGGUGCAGCGAGCGGCUUGAAGGUCUUUCCUGGGCUUUGGACGGCUUCGCUUCACAAGUUGCGAAGGCCCGUCGCAUUUGCCAUGACAAUGACUUGAGCAGUCCCCUGUUGGACUUAGGAGCCUGUGUCGGCGAGUCCUUAUCAGCCACUGGUUACAUGUUUUCGGCCGCUCUUCUCUUGGAAUCUGCCUUGGGCUUCGAUUGUCCAAAUCCAGAAUUUGAUGAGGAGAGGCCUCUGACCGAGACGCUCCAACUCACUUGCGCGAGAGAUUCGACCGCCAUUUUUCGGACCACUUUCUUGGCAGGUUCAAAGGCAGUCAGGGCCGCAGGCCAUUGCGGCGGCACAGACACCCUCUGUGGUAGAAGCAUCCUUCGCAGUGCUGCUGCCCUCUCUGGGGUGGGAGAAACUGGAGUUUUCUUGCGAGUCUUUUGCCACGGAGCGACCCCUUGCUGCCAAAAGAAUCCUGACACCGACGAAAUCGAGUGCGAAUGCGAACCCAAGGAUAUCAUUGAGAACAAACGAGAUGACAAGGAUGAUCAGAAGCAAUGUGCCAGGUUCGGGGGUUCAACGGUGAAGCUCUUGGGCUCUGCUGCCCUGGCUGCAACUGAGGCAGAAGGCCAAUGCAAAUUCUCCAAGACAGCAGAAAGCACCUGCCAGACCACGGUGCCAGCGGCCAUUGCAGGCCUGGGCUUUUUCAUUGAGAAUGCGGCCAGAGCAAGCAGGGACUGUCCUCCAAGCGCGUUUCCACUCGAUCCUGAGGAGAGAAGGAUAGACGACUUCAUUCUCGGCUGGGCUGACCCCAGAGAUUUCUAUCAGUGUGGUCAGAACACCAAGCGUCUUGGUGUAUCAAUGGACGUCAUCGCUCGGGGCAUCGCAGGUGCAGUUGUGGACUGUCCGUAUGGUAACCUUUCACGUAUCACUAAGCCAGUGAAGUCUGCAAGACGCUUCUUUACCCCGUGAAGACCAAAGCAAGGGAAACGUGCCAAGUGCCGAGCCUUGCCAAUUCGGAAUUCGACCCUGGACCGCAUGGAUUUUCCAAAGAGUAGA